Molecule: messenger RNA, 696 nt
Organism: Lodderomyces beijingensis
Lineage: Eukaryota; Fungi; Ascomycota; Pichiomycetes; Serinales; Debaryomycetaceae
Source: the annotation of a GenBank genome assembly
AUGAAGUUUGAGCCCACAGACUAUUUGCAGAACCUCAACUUGGACUUUGAAGCCACCUGCAACAACGACUACAGUGACGAUUAUGUGUCGCCCGUGAUUGAUCAGCAACAGUUGCAGCAGGACUUGGAUCUAUUCAGCCGGGCCGCAAACGACUUCUUUUCCUUGGAUGUGUUUGGUGACAGCAUUGUUCCCAUCAAGCCCGAGCAAAAUGCCCAGUACCACCAGCAGCAGCAGCCGUUUUCCUCGUUGCAACCUCCACACCAGUCGCCGGUUGAGCAAUACCCUCAACACGCCUCAUUUGUCAAACCGCAAGCACAAACCAGCCCCCACGUGCAACCUGGCCAGCCUACCAGCUUCCUCCUGAUACCGUCGUCCUACUCCACCGCCUCUACUCCGCUCGCGGGCGACUACCUUGCCGCGGCUACACAGGCAUCGAUAUUGGACAAGAAAAAGCGCAACACCGCCGCCAGUGCCAGGUUCAGAAUCAAGAAGAAGUUGAAGGAGCAAGAGCUCCAAUCCAAGAGUAAAGAGUUGGAGGAAAAAGUCGAAAGGCUCCAGCAGAGAUUGAAGAAACUCGAAGUCGAAAACAGAUGCUUAAAGACCAUCAUCUUCAAGCAGAACGAGGAGAAAAACUCGGAGUUGGUGGACUCGAUCAAAAAGAGAAUAACCACCGAGUAUGAAUUGACUGCGCUCUGA